Molecule: messenger RNA, 1515 nt
Organism: Vollenhovia emeryi
Lineage: Eukaryota; Metazoa; Arthropoda; Insecta; Hymenoptera; Formicidae
Product: odorant receptor 43a-like
Exons: 7
Coding region: 106-1308 (400 amino acids)
Biological process (GO): detection of chemical stimulus involved in sensory perception of smell; sensory perception of smell
Cellular component (GO): plasma membrane
Molecular function (GO): olfactory receptor activity; odorant binding
Source: RefSeq, a predicted model, not a curated record
UUCAAUACUUCUGAGAAAUGGCAGGAAAAGCAUGCGCGCUAAUGACAAACGGAGCUAUUAUUUUCUGGAAAAGAAACAGAUGACAGUCUUUAGACGACUUUCGACAUGGACAGUUCGAAAUAUACCUCACACCAAGAUUUCGAAUGGGCGGUGAAAUUGAAUCGUAUCACUUUAGAAUUUAUUGGACUUUGGCCUACAACCACACAGAACUCUCGACAGAAGUUAAUGUGCAAUUUACGAGUACUUGUCGUUUUUCUUACGCUAACGUUUGGCAUUCUAAUCCCUUGUAUACAUUCCUUCAUAAGAAUUUAUGGGGAUAUCAUUUUAAUGAUAGAUAAUUUACAAUAUACUUUAGCAGCUUUAAGCUCCACGAUAAGAAUCAUGAUUUUUUGGUGGAAGAAAGAAGGUAUCGUACCAAUCGUAAAUAUGAUCGCGGAGGAUUGGGUAAAGUCGAAAAAUGUUCACGAUAGAAACAUUAUGAUUAGACAUGCGCAGAAUGCACGCAUAAUCAUUAUGUGCGCCUACUGCUUAAUGGGAGUAGCGUGCUUCUUUACAAUCAUUCUUCCGAGUUUUGGAAUAUCAGUGAGAUUGACGCCCAAUAUUACUGAUCCAGGCAAACCAAUGCCUCUACAAACAUAUUAUAGUUACGAUAUAACAAAAAGGCCGCAGUACGAACUAACGUUUAUUAGCCAAUCUAUCGCCAUCGUUUUCUCAAUCAUGACUUAUUCUGGAAUUGACAAUUUUCUCGGGUUACUAAUCUUCCAUAUAUGCGGCCAAUUAGACAUCCUUAAAAAUCGUAUCACAUGUCUGGAUAAAUAUAUGAGUUCUCAUAAUAUGCUAAAGAGCUGUGUGACAAAACAUAUUAGUUUACUUAGGGCUAUUGAAAUUGUUGAAGACACGUAUAAUAUAACACUUCUAGCUUUAUUCGUAUACUUUGCAAUACAUUUAGCUUUCUUCGGUUUCCGGAUAAUUAGCUUAUUCGACGAAGGAAAUGAUUUAUCACUUGGUAGAUUGAUAUUUUUUGUAGCCAUGAUUUGCGACAUAUUUGGACAUAUGUGUUUAUACUGUGCCCUAGGCGAAUUUUUGGUGGCCAAAUGUGAUGAAAUGAAUUAUGCGGCCUACAGUAAUGAGUGGUAUUCUGUGGAUCCAAAACUUGCACGCGACUUGUUGUUUGUGCUGAUAAGAGGUGCUAAACCGAUUUAUCUCACCGCUGGAAAAAUGUUCCCCAUAACAAUGGCUACAUUUUGCAAUUUAGUAAAAACAACAGUCGGAUAUAUAUCACUUUUACAUACGACCAGAAAUUAUUAGAAACUCCAGAUAAAGUUAAAGGUUUUUUAAUAACAUGUUAUUUUUAUAGAAUGGGAUUAAAUAUGUGCUGUGUAAAUAUUAAAAUUGAAAAAUAAAUAAUUAGAUAUAUGUAAUAUUUAAUGGAUAUUACUGUAUGACUUAAUAGAAGUGUCGUAAUUUCUACUAGAUGAUUGGGAGUGGAACAACCUGCAAAUAAACUCAAUUUUG